Fusarium sp. VM40 is the source of this 1008-nucleotide messenger RNA. Lineage: Eukaryota; Fungi; Ascomycota; Sordariomycetes; Hypocreales; Nectriaceae. The record is from the annotation of a GenBank genome assembly.
AUGACUCCUCGACUGCUCCUCUUCGCAGGAGCACCGCCGGCUUCAGCGCUGACCGCCCACUCGUGCACCAUAACACAAAUCGACGAUGCCUUUGCGGAUUUUUUAGGGCUCGUUCCUCGCGGAUCAAGUCCCACGGGGUCUUCAAGUCUUGUGCCGUGGCGCUCUCUGCCGCUGGAUAGAAAACCUUUGCAUACGGGGUUUAGCCAGAGGCAUGACAUCAGCAUCAACCUGGCCAACCAGUCCGACUUCUUCACCACGGCUGACGUCUCGUUUAAAGAACAGUCGCAGUCAUUUGAAAGUGUUGAUGCGGAGACGGUGCUGUCUCAUUUUUACGACCACUCUUUGGCAGUGCAUAAUUCAAUUCCCUCGUCGCAACUGGAUAGCUUCGAGGAGACGACGUUUGAAGAGACAUCGUUCAUGACGACUUCUUUUGCGGGACGGAUUGAAGCGGAAGAGUCUAUGCCUUCUCAUCUAUCUGACUUGGAAGAUAUACCGCCUGCGCCGAAGAUCCUGGCUCUUAAUCCCCAGACUGUUACACUUAAUAUCAUUGCCGGUAUUAUAUCCAUUGCCCAGCCCCGAACCGUAACCACGCGCUGGGGCCGCACGCUGUCACUAGUUGAGAUCCUCCUUGGCGAUGAUACAAAGACGGGCUUUGCUGUUACCUUUUGGCUUGAGCAAGAAAACGCCGCGGCCGCUGAGAUUAGCGCCCUUCGACGGCAGGAUGUAGUCCUCAUGCAGAAUGUCGCGCUUCAUGUGUUCAAGGGCAAAGUAUACGGCCAGAGUCUUCGCAGGGGUAUGACCAAGGUGAGCUUGUUAUGGAGAAGAGAUGGAUCCGGGUUGUACUCGACGAGGGAGCUCUCGAAGCGUGGCCAAAUGUCUCCGCAACUACAAAAGGCGAAACAGGUGAAAGACUGGGUGCUCAAAUUCGUGGGAGCCGACGUUGGGGUAAAGACAAGAUCUAGAAAUGCACGGGUUUCAUGGGACAGACCACCGGAUGAUACACAAUAA